Messenger RNA from Lutzomyia longipalpis, 1126 nucleotides. RefSeq names its product protein atonal. The record is from RefSeq and is a predicted model, not a curated record. Gene Ontology annotation, molecular function: protein dimerization activity. The transcript has a single exon. The coding region runs from base 26 to 769 and encodes 247 amino acids. Lineage: Eukaryota; Metazoa; Arthropoda; Insecta; Diptera; Psychodidae.
GCAAAGCUGUGUGUGGGCCAUAAGGAUGACUUCGGAUGUGUAUCGAUAUUACUACAUCCCGUGCAAGGGAGAACUAGUGGAGAUGGAUCAAAUGAGUGAGGCACAGAGCUACAUUGGGCAGAGCUAUUUGCAGAAUUACCUCGUCCCACACUAUGAGAGCUCCUUCUCUGAUGGGUGGCACACGCCAAGUCCGGGCAGUAUGAGAUCGUCAAGUCCCGAGUAUAUUGAUUUAAAUCCACCACCUCAAUUUGGGGUCCCAUGCAAAACUAUACCGCCAAUUGAUUCACUCACGAAAGGGAAAAGGCGAAAUUAUCGAAAGCAUCAGUCUGCGAUUAUUUCAGUCACGAAAGACACCGCUCUUGUUUCGCCAGCAGCGGAGGAUUUGGGGAUCAGCAAAAAAGCAACAAGUGAAAAUAAUCUCGUCGUCACAGUAUUCAAUGAAACAUCAAUGCCCAUUGAUCAGGACGUGUUGACGGAGGAUAGUGCCGAUGAGGCUCUCUUCGAUGUGACGGACUACCCAAGUAGCACAGAUGGUAUCGAAGGGGGUGGAAAGAAGAGGCGAGGUAAGCAAGUGUCGCCGGUGGUGAAGCGAAAGAGGCGUCUGGCGGCAAAUGCGCGGGAACGGAAGCGGAUGAGAACACUGAAUUCAGCAUUCGACAGACUACGACAGUAUUUGCCAUCACUUGGCAAUGAUCGGCAGCUAUCCAAGCACGAGACACUCCAAAUGGCACAAACAUAUAUCACAGCCCUAUGGGAGCUUCUUCAGUAAUCAACCCCCCAAAAAAUCAUCCCCUAAGCAGUAUUAUUUAAUUGCUCUACAUUAAAACUAUAAUAUAGUUUUUGAGGCUGACUUCAAUCAAAAUUCCUGUUGCCAUUCAAAUUGUUAUUUGUACAACGUUAGUUAACAAGUGCGCCUAUUUAUUGCCAUAUACAUAAUUAUUUUAUAAUGUAUUAAUUAUCCUUUAUUUGCCAUUGUCCGUACCAUCCAUCAGAUGAUAUAUAGUUUUAGAAACUCCUAGACGUACCUUACUUUAUUUCCAAAUUUUGUUGUAAGUUCAUUAAUGAAUGUUAUUGAAGCGUGUGUACAUGAAAAGGCGGUUGAGACGCCGCACAGUGCAGAAAACAC